AUGUUCGCUGGUUGGUUGAAUAGAGGAUAUUCUUCCGUCUCCGAUGUUCAUCCGACGGCAGAGCGGCACCUCUACCUCCACCCCGCCAUCCUUUCUUUCCCACCGCGCCGUCCUCUCUCCCUUCCACACGCCGUCGCCUCCCACCCGCCGUCGCCUCUCCUUCCUACCCGCCGUCGCCUCUCCCUCCUCCUCGCCGUCGCCUUUCCCUCCUCCCCGCCGUCGCGUAUCCCUCCUCCCCGCCGUCGCGUAUCCCUCCUCCCCGCCGUCGCGUAUCCCUCCUCCCCGCCGUCGCCUCUCCCUCCUCCCCGCCGUCGCCUCUCCCUCCUCCCCGCCGUCGCGUUUCCCUCCUCCCCGCCGUCGCCUCUCCCUCCUCCCCGCCGCCGCCUCUACCUCCUCCCCGCCGUCGCCUCUCAAACCUCCUCGCCAUCGCCUCUCCUUCCCUCCCCGCCGUCGCCUCUCCUUCCCUCCCCGCCGUCGCCUCCGGCGACAGGUGCACGAGCGCAAGCGAGACUUGGUGUGCGAGUGCAUGUUGGUGCGCGAGCGCGGGUUGGUGCGCCAGCGCGGGUUGUUUUCUGA
Messenger RNA from Closterium sp. Naga37s-1, 576 nucleotides. NCBI's taxonomy places the organism in Eukaryota, Viridiplantae, Streptophyta, Zygnematophyceae, Desmidiales, Closteriaceae. The record is from the annotation of a GenBank genome assembly.